AGAGCCCCUCGUCGCACCGCGCGUAAGAAGGGCUCUGGGUACGAGAAUGAUAGAGCAGAUGCAUUGUCCAGUCGUAGGUGUGAGAUCAGUUGGCCAGGCUUACCUAAAAAUUAUCAUACAAUUAUUACAAUGUAUUUUAAAUUUAUUUUAGAUCUUCCACAAGUACUACAGACACCUGUACAGACGAUGCAAUCUUCAAAUAUCUUUCCACCGGUGGGAAAUGUUGCUGAACCGUUUGUUAACUUGAGGUAUGCGAUUUCCUGGUUUUAAAUGUGGCCAUAGUCAAUCACGAUACAAGAUAGUCGGGAAACUCCGCGGAAAUCUUUGUUCUAUCUUCCUCGCACCUACUAAAAUAGGAGUCAAUGACACAUGUCUGCUUCAUGUAUUGUUAUUACAUGAUCAAAAAUACUUCGAAGUUCCGAAGUAGUUAGGCCAAACCUUUACAAGAAUCAUACAGCAUUGAAAUAAGGGACCGGUCAUAAAGUAACUGCUAGGGUGGGCUGGAGUGAUUUGGGAUGGGCCAUGGAAAAUCUUUGGGCAGUUUCGAUGGGUCGCAAAUUUUUCCGUAUGUCCACGGUUGGGCCACCAAACAAAAACCCAUGCAUGUCUACUUCGAAAAAUAAAGAUAUUAAUAGUCAAAGUAAACAAAACUAUAUCCAAAUUAUCAAAUGCAAAUGAUGCUAUUGAUGCCAGUAUUCUGUUUAUACAACAAGAAGUGGCCGAAUCAUAGCAAAUACAACCAACUGGAGAGCAGCUCAGUAUCAAUGUGUUGGUCAAACUUGGUGGAAUUAUGUAUGUCAAUACAGUGCCGUGUAUAUUUACAAUGUUCAUACCUGCAAGUUUUUUAUUAUAAAAGUAUAUUUUUCCAAUUCAGAUUGGGUGGGUCAUGAAAAUUUUUUUGUAACAUUAGAUGGGCUUUGAAAUUUUUAUCUACAUCUUAAGAUGGGUCACCAAACUUAUUGGCAAAAUUUGUGAUUUACCUCCAGCCCACCCUAGCAGUUACUUUAUGACCAGUCCCUAAACUCAGGAAAUUUCUGAAUUUGAAAUCAGGCGCAGAUCACGGUGGUUGCGGGCCAAUAUUUUGGGAUGGGUACUAUGUAGUAUUUAAAACACGAGAAGGAGUGUUUUAUCAUAUUUAAAACGCGAGGCGCAGCCGAGCGUUUUAGAUAUGAUAAAACGCGAGUUCGAGUGUUUUGAAUAGCUUAAAAUACGACUACAAAAGAAUGCUAAUUAGGAUGAACAAUUAUAUAAUCAUACUAAUUAGGAUGAACAAUUAUAUAAAGAAUACUAAUCAAGAUGAGUUUUAUCAGACAUAAAGUCACUCUACGUGACAUAUAUAUUAUGGCUGACAUGAUUUGCCACAAGGUUUAUGAAUUUUUAAUGAGUAUUUUAAAUGUAUGUACAGUAUAGUGUUGUUGUAGCAUUACAUUCCCUUUAAGUUAUUACAUAUUUACAUAUUUAGAUGGAAGUGGUUAUUGGAUAGAUUGUCAUCCUUUAAAGAGCACGAUGUAUUUCUAAAAGUGAGAGACAUGUACACGUUUAAAAUAGUUGAAUGUCGUGGAAAGAUAAAUUAUCUUAGUGAAAAUAUCUCAAAAUUGACCUAAAAGAAAAAUUGAUCUAAAAACAUGGAUCUAACUGUUAAGAUCUAACCAGGAACGGUUGUUGAACACUAUGUCCUCUGGCAGGACUCGAACCUGCGGCCCUGGGAUUCCGGUGCAGCACUCUAACCAACUGAGAUACAAAGAGUGGUUAGGUCUAUCACGCAACCUACAGAAAAUUCAGUUAUCUGCUAGCAGAUAACUGAGUUAUCUGCAAAUGUGCCUGCGAUGAUUAGCAAGCGGUAUCUAUUUAACACGAACAAAUGUAUAAUAAAACAAUUAUUGAAUUCGGUUUUGGCGAUAUGCAAAAUUAUCAAGAUCUCGGUAAGCGUUAUCAGCCUCGACCUUGAUAAUUCCGCAUAUCACAAAAACCUCAUCCAAUAAUUGUUAAAUAUAAUUAAAAUACUCAGCCAUAAACAUCAUCUUCAUCAUAAAACUCAUCUUCAUCAGUAUUCUUAUAUAAUUGUUCAUCCUAAUUAGUAUGAUUAUAUAAUUGUUCAUCCUAAUUAGUAUUCUUUUGUAGUCGUAUUUUUAAGCUAUUUAAAACACUCGAACUCGCGUUUUAAAUACUGCUAAAUGUAAUAACUGAGCUACAGGGGCUUGUUGUCGAGCUGUAACCGCAAGUACAUGUAUAUAGAUUCACGGGUGUGCGGGUUGUGAUAAGGUGACUUGAAAGGUGUUUUCUGCACUUCACUUGGUUGAACUAGAAUGCUGGGUUUGGUGGAUAAUCUAAUUGAGCAUAUAAUAUACCCACAAUUGUAUGUACUAUUUAAAGCACGCGUAGAAGUGUUUUGUCACAUAUAAAACACGACGCGUAGGCUAGCGGAGUGUUUUAUAUGUGAUAAAACACGACUACAAGUGCUUUAAAUGGCUUCAAAAACGACUCAUCUUAUACGAGUUCAUUGGCGAAGUAAUUUUUAAAAUAAACUUUGUCUAAACCGAGAAAAUCAAAGCUAAAGUUUAUGUAAAUUAACAUGAUUUUUUAUCACAUAUAAAACCACGACACGCUUAUGAUUUUUCUUUGUGUUUUCCUCCUGAAUUAUUAAUGAGUUUUUGAAAUAUGUAUAUAUACAUGCGCACUUGGAUUAUUCACCAAACCCAGCAUUCUAGUUGAACCAAGUGAAGUGCAAAAACAAGUCUCUAUAUCAUACACCACAUUACAUAUGGACUAAUAAACUUUCUUUCUGCCCAAAAGAAAGCCUUUCUUAGUUUAAUCUUGUCUAUCUGCAGUUUUUUUUUGUGUUUUUGUCACUAUACCUACGCUGGCACAGUCUGGUUGAGUUCACAUAUAACAUAGCCGCUCAUGUUGCAAGCAAGCUAAUUUUUCGUUGCCACAGCUUUAAAGAAUGUCUUCAAUUUAAUAUAUCUUGGUAACUAGGUUCUGAUAUUAAAUGUUUUUUAUACUGGCCGCAGCCAGUGUCAUAGAAUGGUCUUUCUGUUUUUCGGGGAUUUUUUUUUGGUUGUUGCAAGCGUGACUUUCCAUUGUGGCAUCGUGCGCUCAGGAUUUCGCAAUUUAGCUAAAAAUGUUCAGGUGAUUACGACAUGGGUUAGGGUUAGGAUUGGAAUUAGGACUAGUUCUACACAAUGCAACCUAGCCUGCAAACAGACUCACUGGGAGAAAGGUGAGCCUGCACGGAACCAUGCGUUUUAUUCAAUCAUCCCCUUUUCGCAUCUGCUAAACGCGAACCAAUCGGCGUCGACUGCGAUAAAUAAACUGUCAACUGUCAAAUUGACGCAAGGCAUGUACAUUGUGCAACGAAGAAAUACUGAAUAUUAAAAUGUAUACAUAAUGUAUAUAUGAAGAAUAAUACAAAGCAUUAGCGGGCCGCACAAUAUAUUACUCGGAAAAAUAUAGAAUUCUUCAAAUAUUAAAUAGAUAUCAAUACACAUACAAAUAUAAAACCGAAUAAAAUACUACCAUUGGCAUUGAAUGUACAGUAAUACUUGUACUAUGGUGCGACUGAAAGAACAAUGUUCUGAAUAUUUGAAGCUAAUACUAAAAUACGGUCAGAUAGAUUGGGAUUUGGAAUACCGAAUACGUCUAAAAUUUUACUAACUGUGGUCUAAAUAAAUGAUAAAUGAGCAUGCAUGUAUUUAUUAAUUUCUUCGAAAUCACGAGUGUGCCAAUAGUGGAAGCCGUAUCAACGACGAAAUUGUCAGCAGUUUAUACAGUAUUAAAAUAGUACAACGUUUAAUGUACGAUAUAUAUUUAUCUAAAUGACAUGCCAGCGAGGAUCAACAAUAUAAUUAUUCGUACAUAUUUGGGUAUCUUUUGUAUGCCUUCGCUUGCUGACUUGCUCACUAUUAAUGAGAAUAAUCCGUGAAGCCACGACGACCUCAAAAUGUAUUAUACUAUAGUCUGAUGUCAAUCCGAAGACGAAGUUCAGAAUACUGUUAUAGUUUCGUGUAUUGGAUUUAAGCGAUAGAUUCAAGUCAUUUAUGAUAGACUUUUUUGCUGUGAUGCUUUGCUAUUGCUUUUGGUUUCCAUUUCUAGUUUUAUUUGUUCGAUAGUCUUAUAAUAUAUAAUAUUAAAAUGAAUAAAGUUCAAAUCAAAUUCUUCAAAAUGCUGUUGUUGACAUUUGCUAUUUUUAGUAAUUUUGUCAACGAGUGUAAGCCAAUCAGAAGCCUGCGUUUCUAUACGAACGCCACUACCAAGAAAAGCUAUAGUUCCGUGCAGGCCCUCUAUUCUUCGCGCCGCCCGUAACCCAGGGCCUGUUCGCAGGCUAAAUGUAACCAGAACGAUUUUCGUAUUUAACAACGUAGACGCUGGGACGUAUUUUAUUGUAUUUCAUUGCGCAUGCGCUUGAACUUUUUCUGUGUUUUUCGAUAAGAUAUCGCUGACCUCUAUUGAUUUUGUAUGGAUUUUUAUUGUGCCGUCCUCUGAAUGUUUGUGAUCAUGAAGUGACGGCCGUCAAGAAGUGAGGAACAUUCUAUAUAUUUCAAAUUAUUUUUUAGGAUAUUGCGAUGGUAUUUUACCAACCGCGAAGGCCAGUGUGAACGCCUGAGCAGGCGUCUUGUUCUAGUUAAAAUGAUGUUGCAUGUGAACUAUUUAUAAGCUACUAGCUAAAUGCAAAUUAUAUACAUGUGUAGGCGAGGUUAAAUAUUAGGAUUUUUUUGCAUUCCACUCGAUUGAAGGCUUUUGUAAAUGGAAUUUUUGAGUGUCAAUUUCAUACAUUUAUUUAGACAUAACUAGUUGCAAUAUGCAAGGGCCUAUAGUUGACAAUAAAAGUAAAAGACGAGUCAUAUAUACAGUAGAAGAAACGUGUAUUUAAUUUUGUAGAGCUACUGUUGGUCCGGAAUUCCUUGCAAGAAUUCAUGAACAGCGAACGUCGGCUAGUGCUUUGGAAAUGGCAAAUCAUAAUGAUAAUCAUGUUAGCACUGAUGAUAACGAUACGGAGUUGCCAGAAGAUAUCAAACCAACUUACAAUUAA
Molecule: messenger RNA, 5029 nt
Organism: Paramuricea clavata
Lineage: Eukaryota; Metazoa; Cnidaria; Anthozoa; Malacalcyonacea; Plexauridae
Source: the annotation of a GenBank genome assembly